Messenger RNA from Recurvomyces mirabilis, 669 nucleotides. RefSeq lists its product as uncharacterized. Bases 1 to 669 code for a protein of 222 amino acids. NCBI's taxonomy places the organism in Eukaryota, Fungi, Ascomycota, Dothideomycetes, Mycosphaerellales, Teratosphaeriaceae. The record is from RefSeq and is a predicted model, not a curated record. The transcript has 2 exons.
AUGAAGGUCCUCGACAACACCAUGGUGAACGUGGAGCUCUUCCCAGGCAAAUCCGCCGAACAAGUCCAAGGCGAAGCUCAAGGACAAGUCAAAGACGCCGCCGGCAAAGCCCAAGGAGCAGCAAAAGACACCGCGGGCUCCGCCCAGAAGCAGAGCGAAGGCACUGCGCAAGAAGCUCAGAAGCAAGCCGGCAGCUAUACCGACGCGGCCAAAGAACAAGCUUCUGGCUUACAGCAACAAGCUGGUGACUACCAGAAGCAAGGUUCGGAGUACAUGAAGGGCAUGGGAGAUACGACUCAUGAGCAGGGUAAAGCGUAUGUAGAUUCUGGGAGCAAGGCUGCGAACGAUGCCUCGAAGCAGUAUCUGCCUGAGAGCGCACACGGCGUUGCUGGACAAGCAAUAAACUAUGCCAGUGGCGCAGCUACAGAUACUGUUGGCACACUUGGCGGAGCCGUGAAGGAUGCCGGUGACACUGUCGGAAAUGCUGGCUACAGCACAGUCGCAGGUCUAGGCAAGACGGGCUACAACCUCGCGAGCGGCCUCGGUGGCGCCGCAACUGGAGGAGCCCAGAAGACCGAGAAGGCUGCCACAGAAGGCGGUGAGAAAGCGAAGGAAGCAGCGUCGGAGGGUGGCGAGGAGGCGAAGAAGACGGCCGAGAGCUCGUCAUAA